GGUACUGAGUGUGAGACAGAGGAAACAUGUGAUCCCCGCUCCUGCCCCAAUCUGAGCGUCCCCGGGAGUCACGUGGUUGGGAAGGGCGGGGAGCCGGGUGAGCUACGCCAGGAAGAGCCGUCACCGCUGCCGCUGCCCACCUAGCUUCUGGUUUCUCCGCCGCUAAGUCUAGGGAAAUCAAAGCGGGCGGGCAUACUUCCUCCAGUACCCUCUCCCCACCUUUCCUUGUCCAGGCGGCCACGCUGCGCAGGGCUCAAUCUCUGAGGAGAGAACGCUUGGUUCGAGGGACCCCUGCGCACCCCCGGAGCACCCGUUGGAGUCCAGACUUCUACCGAUGCUCCUUCUGGAAACCCCUGCAGUUCGUUUCUCACAAGCAACCCCCUUCAAAUGAAGAUUUCAGUUUAUUUGCGAGCUGGGGAAAGGAAGGACGACGAGGAGGAAAAAAGAGGGAGGCGGCGAAUGUCAAACGUAGAAUACACGUCCGUCUAGUCCACUGAGUGAAAUCGAGGGAGGGGACAUUCGGGGAGGCGGUGAAGAGGGCGCUGCCCAUUAAAAUCAGCUCUGAGAGUCCUGGCGGCGGUGGCGGUACAGGGCGCGUCACAUCCCCUUGACCCUCCAAUCACCUCGGGCUCCCAUUUGAUUGGAAGGCGGCAAAGGCUUUAAUCUCCCCCUUGGUGCAGCUGCUUUUGAAGUGAGUUUCCUCGCCAGAGCCCCGGCUGGACAGGCAGCGGCUCACAUCGUAGAGCGCAGCGCCGGCGAGGGGCCGCGAGAGCGCAGCGCAGGGGCGCAGCCCGCGGCAGACACGGCAAGCCGCCCGGUAUUCCCGCAGUCCAGCCGGCUCCUCCCGCCCGGCCAAGGCUCCGCUGCGGGCUACCCAGGAUUAUUCGCUUUUGACUCCUGGCGCCGAGAAGGCGCGCUGGGCGCCGGUGACCGCCGCUCCGGUUCCUCCUUCUCCUUCUGAUUCUGGUCCCCGGGCGAGCGCGCAGCCGGGAGCCCGCCCCGCGCUUCCCGGAGCCCUCCCCCCGCUGCUCCCAUGCGCGCGGGUGGGUCAUGAGCACAGCGCCCUCGCUUUCUGCCCUAAGAAGCAGUAAGCACGUCGGCGGCAGCGGCUGCGGCGGCGGCGGCGGCAGCAGUGCGGACCCUGCUUGGACCAGCGCGCUCUCUGGAAAUUGUUCCGGCCCCGGCCCCGGCCCCGGCUCCGGCUCCUCGGCCGGCAGCACCAAGCCUUUUGUGCACGCCGUGCCCCCCUCCGACCCUUUGCGCCAGGCCAACCGCCUGCCCAUUAAGGUGCUGAAGAUGCUGACUGCAAGGACUGGCCACAUUUUGCAUCCCGAAUACCUUCAGCCCUUGCCUUCCACGCCGGUCAGCCCCAUCGAGCUCGAUGCCAAGAAGAGCCCGCUGGCGUUGUUGGCGCAAACAUGCUCGCAGAUCGGGAAGCCCGACCCCUCGCCUUCCUCCAAACUCUCCUCGGUCGCCUCAAAUGGGGGCGGCGCGGGCAGUGCCGGCGGCGGCUCCGGGGGCGACAAGGACGCCAAGUCGGGCCCCCUCAAGCUGAGUGACAUCGGUGUGGAGGACAAGUCGAGUUUCAAGCCGUACUCCAAACCCGGCUCGGAUAAGAAGGAGCCAGGAGGCGGCGGCGGAGGAGGCGGGGGCGGCGGGGGCGGCGGUGGGGGGGUUUCGGCGGAGAAGUCGGGAUUCCGAGUACCGAGCGCCACCUGCCAGCCAUUCACGCCCAGGACAGGCAGCCCGAGCUCCAGCGCCUCGGCCUGCUCGCCGGGAGGCAUGCUGACCUCGGCUGGGGGCGGCCCAGAGGGCAAGGACGACAAGAAGGACCCCGACGCGGGCGGCGGCGGCAACAAGGGGACCGGGAGCGCCUCGGCCGAAGGGGGUCCCGCGGGACUGGCGCACGGCCGGAUUAGCUGCGGCGGCGGGAUUAAUGUGGAGGUGAACCAGCACACGGACGGGGGCCCGGGGGGCAAAGCUCUAGGCUCGGACUGCGGCGGCUCAUCAGGCUCCAGCUCCGGCUCGGGCCCCAACGCGCCCACCUCCUCCUCGGUGCUGGGCUCCGGGCUGGUGGCGCCCGUGUCGCCCUACAAGCCGGGCCAGACAGUGUUUCCUCUGCCUCCCGCAGGCAUGACCUACCCAGGCAGCCUGGCCGGGGCCUAUGCCGGCUACCCGCCCCAGUUUCUGCCGCAUGGCGUGGCGCUCGAUCCCACCAAGCCGGGCAGCCUGGUGGGGGCCCAGCUGGCGGCGGCCGCGGCCGGCUCUCUGGGCUGCAGUAAGCCGGCUGGCUCCAGCCCCUUGGCCGGAGCGUCGCCGCCGUCUGUAAUGACAGCCAGUUUGUGCCGGGACCCGUACUGCCUCAGCUACCACUGCGCCAGCCACCUGGCCGGGGCGGCGGCCGCCAGCGCAUCGUGCGCGCACGAUCCGGCCGCUGCGGCCGCGGCACUCAAAUCUGGAUACCCGCUGGUGUACCCCACGCACCCGCUGCACGGUGUGCACUCGUCGCUAACCGCCGCCGCCGCAGCGGGCGCCACACCGCCCUCCCUGGCCGGCCAUCCCCUCUACCCUUACGGCUUCAUGCUUCCUAACGACCCGCUUCCCCAUAUCUGCAACUGGGUGUCGGCCAACGGGCCAUGCGACAAGCGCUUCGCCACGUCCGAAGAGCUACUGAGCCACUUGCGGACGCAUACGGCCUUCCCCGGGACGGACAAACUGCUGUCGGGCUACCCCAGCUCGUCGUCUCUGGCCAGCGCCGCCGCCGCCGCCAUGGCUUGUCACAUGCACAUCCCCACGUCGGGGGCGCCGGGCAGCCCCGGGACGCUGGCGCUGCGAAGCCCCCACCACGCGCUGGGCCUCAGCAGCCGAUACCACCCCUACUCCAAGAGCCCGCUCCCCACGCCCGGCGCCCCGGUGCCGGUGCCCGCUGCCACCGGACCCUACUACUCUCCCUACGCCCUCUACGGACAGAGACUGACCACGGCCUCGGCUCUGGGAUAUCAGUGAGGGCGGUCUGGAGGGCUAGCUAAAGAGAGAAAGGCGCUUGGUGGGGAGGAGGAGCCGAGGGAGGAAGGGGGCGAAAUUCUGGGGAGGGGCGGGAGCAGGGCUGAGUCUACGGACACCCGCGCGUGGGGAAGACCCGGGCCGUGAAAGGAAAAAAACAUAUACCAUAUCUAUCCGACAACAGCGUUCGAGACCCGGUGGGAAAUUCCUCUCCCCUCCACCUCUCACCUCCUCACCCAAACUUUAUAAAAGUUGAAAACAAUAUCAUUUGACUUUUUAUAGAGAAAAAAAGAAAAAAAAAAUGAUUGAGAAAGUGUUCAUCUGAGGACUGCGUCGGUGAACACUGGUAUUUAUUUA
This is a messenger RNA of Loxodonta africana (African savanna elephant), 3360 nucleotides long. RefSeq names its product zinc finger protein 503 (gene ZNF503). Gene Ontology annotation, biological process: negative regulation of DNA-templated transcription. Bases 1051 to 3006 code for a protein of 651 amino acids. The record is from RefSeq and is a predicted model, not a curated record. The transcript is spliced from 2 exons. Gene Ontology annotation, cellular component: nucleus. NCBI's taxonomy places the organism in Eukaryota, Metazoa, Chordata, Mammalia, Proboscidea, Elephantidae.